Panonychus citri (citrus red mite) is the source of this 1065-nucleotide messenger RNA. RefSeq names its product muscle-specific protein 20-like. Gene Ontology annotation, molecular function: actin binding. Gene Ontology annotation, biological process: actomyosin structure organization. NCBI's taxonomy places the organism in Eukaryota, Metazoa, Arthropoda, Arachnida, Trombidiformes, Tetranychidae. The transcript has 4 exons. The record is from RefSeq and is a predicted model, not a curated record. Bases 197 to 736 code for a protein of 179 amino acids.
CAAGAUUAAACAAGUUACGACUGAGUUUUUUUACUCCAAGUUAACUCAAAGUGGCUCAUAUUAACUUUUCUCUGUGUCUUGAUUGUUGUUCAUUAAAUCAAAUCAACUUAUCACAAUCAGUUUGAAAUUAGCUAUUCAACACACACAGUCAAUUGUUGUUAAUCAUCUUAAUCGUAUCUCAAUUUAGUUAUUGAAAAUGUCUCUUGCUGCUCAAGUCUCCGCUAAGCUCGCUGGUAAACGAGAUACCCAAUUGGAAUCAGAAAUCCUUCAAUGGAUCGCGGCCAUUGUUGGCGAACCUCUUCCCGCUGGGUCAUUCGAGGAUGUACUCAAAGACGGAAUCAUCCUUUGCAAAUUGAUGAACAAACUUGCACCAGGAUCAUGUAAGAAAAUCGCAACUUCUGGACCAAGUUUCAAAUUGAUGGAAAACAUCAAUACCUUUCAAACAGCAGCUCGAAACUAUGGAGUACCCGAGAUCGAUGUUUUCCAAACUGUCGAUUUGUUUGAGAAGCGAAACAUCCCUCAAGUCACCCAAUGUCUUUUAGCUUUAGGAAGAACUUGUUACCUUCACUCCGACUUCAAUGGACCUUAUUUAGGACCUAAGCCCUCGGAAGAGUGCAAACGGGACUUCAGUGAAGAGCAACUCCGUGCCAGUGAUGGAAUCAUUAGUUUGCAAUAUGGUUCAAACAAAGGUGCCAAUCAAAGUGGACAGAACUUUGGUAAUUCAAGGCACAUGUAAAUGAAGAUGAGCAACACAAUUAAAGUUAAUUAGUCUCAUCUAAAAGUAACCAAAAAUGCAGCUAAAUCCCAAAGAAUCAAAUUAAAAUCCUAAUUCAUCAACUCUUUUUUUUCUGAAAUCGAUACUUUGAUUUCUGAAAUGACCUCUGGCCUUUUCUUAAAGUAAAUCAAAUUGUUUGAUUGCCAAUAGAUGAGUUAAUAUCCAUUAUUGAAUAUCAUUAAACCAGAAACGUUGAUUCUCAAUGAUUUCUGUGAAUCUUGCUGAUUGAUUGAUUGAUUGAUUGAUUGUUUGACUUUGAAUUGAAUUAAAGAUAAAACUAAAAUAAACAA